Molecule: messenger RNA, 207 nt
Organism: Angiostrongylus costaricensis
Lineage: Eukaryota; Metazoa; Nematoda; Chromadorea; Rhabditida; Metastrongylidae
Source: the annotation of a GenBank genome assembly
AUGUCUCUUCAUAAAUCCGGAUUUCGAAAGGCUGUGAUUGACUGGAGAGAGGAUGGAGGGGACGUGGGCGUUUGGGUUGGAGAAUUGCGCACCAUCAUGAAAUUGUGUAGACAUGAACUGAUCGCUAUCGUUUCAAGAACUGAACGACGACGGCGACGACGUCAAGCAAGUAUAGAGUACGUCGAGUAUAAAUUACAAGCCAGCUAA